AUGGAGGCUAAAGAGCAGAACACCGCAUCUGCCCCUACAAGCUAUCAUGCCGACUCUUCAAAAGACGACAGAGAGAAUGGCGGUCGCCCAGAAAAUACAGGCAUCUCAACAGAAAAUGGCCAGGGCCAAAAGAAAGGAGUCCGGUUCUGGGCUAUCAUCGUGGCUAUCUGUGUUGCAGGGCUGUUAACAGCGCUCGAGGCGACCAUCACCUCGACCGCUUUACCGACCAUUAUCAGUGACCUGGGCGGAGCAGACAAUUAUAUCUGGGUUGUCAAUGGUUACUUUCUUACCAUGACUGCCCUACAACCUCUAUAUGGCCAGCUCGCCAACGUGUUUGGUAGACGAUGGCCAACUAUCGUCGCCACCGCAGCCUUUACUCUCGGCAGUGGUAUUUGUGGAGGGGCCGACAACAUCGCCAUGUUGAUUGCAGGUCGAGCGGUGCAAGGUAUUGGAGCUGGUGGGAUUAAUGUUCUGGUGGAACUCAUAGUCUGCGAUUUGCUCCCACUUAGAGAACGCGGCAAUUAUCUGGCAUUAAUCUUCGGGCUCAUCGCAAUUGGCACAGCUCUGGGUCCGCUUUUUGGGGGGCUGAUCGUGCAGCAUACCACCUGGCGAUGGGUAUUCUAUCUGAAUUUGCCCGUGGGAGGCUUUGCGCUUGUGCUCUUGAUCCUAUUCUUGCGUGUGAAAUACCAGAAGGAGACCACCUUGGCAACCAAAUUAGGCAGCAUCGAUUGUCUCGGAGACACCAUCUUUGUCGGGUCGAUUGUCUCUACCUUGAUCGCUUUGUCAUGGGCUGGUACAUUGUAUCCGUGGUCCUCCUAUCGUAUAAUCGUUUCGCUAGUUCUGGGCUUGCUCGGGCUCGUUGGUUUCCUUCUUUUCGAAACAUCCAAGUUUGCGCUGAGCCCAACCAUGCCAAUCCGCCUCUUCUCCAAUCGAACCUCCCUCGGUGCAUUUAUCCUCACAUUUCUGCACAGUGUGGUCACAAUGUGGGCCCUAUACUUCCUUCCGGUCUAUUUCCAGGGCGUGCUAGGAUCGUCUCCAAGCUAUUCGGGGGUGCAGUUGCUACCCACGAUUCUUAUCAUUAUCCCAUUUGCUGCAAUCGCUGGGGCCCUUCUUGCAAAGUUUGGCCGUUACCGUCCGAUUCAUCAUGUAGGCUACGCAUUGAUGAUCAUAGGAUUUGGUCUUUUCAGUCUUCUAGAUGAAAACUCCUCAACGGCCAAGUGGGUGAUCUUUCAAGUCAUCGAGUCGGCCGGGGCUGGCCUGGCCAUUCCAACUUUGCUGCCAGCGGUCCAAGCCGAGCUGACCGACGCCGACAAUGCCCUGUCUACGGCCACCUGGGCGUUUAUCAGAAGCUUUGGACUGAUUUGGGGCACGACUAUCCCGGCUGCCAUCUUCAACAAUCGCGUAGAUGAGCUCUCGGCUCAAAUUUCCGAUCCAGCCGUCGUGGCUGCGCUGGUCGGAGGCAAGGCCUACGAGCAUGCGACCGCCGACUUCCUCGAAACCCUUUCACGCAACACGCGCGCACAAGUCAUUUCAGUCUUUUCGGCCAGCUUGCGGCGAACCUGGCAAGUUGCCAUUGCUUUCGCCGCCCUGGGUUUCCUCCUAGUUAUCUUGGAGAAAGAGGUCCCGUUGCGCAGAAUAUUAGACACAGAGUACGGUAUGACAGAGGUGCAAAAGAAGAGUGACAAUAUGCCAUCCGCAGACGAAAAUCUGCAUACCGAGGCUCCGAUAUGA
This is a messenger RNA of Talaromyces atroroseus, 1731 nucleotides long. RefSeq lists its product as hypothetical. The record is from RefSeq and is a predicted model, not a curated record. Bases 1 to 1731 code for a protein of 576 amino acids. The transcript is spliced from 2 exons. Lineage: Eukaryota; Fungi; Ascomycota; Eurotiomycetes; Eurotiales; Trichocomaceae. Gene Ontology annotation, molecular function: transmembrane transporter activity. Gene Ontology annotation, biological process: transmembrane transport.